CACCCUCAGAUGCCACCCGAAGUCCGGAAUGCCAAAUUGGCGAUCCUGACCUGUCCGUUCGAACCGCCGAAGCCGAAAACCAAACACAAACUUGAUAUCACGUCGGUCGAAGAGUUCAAGCGGUUGCAGCAGUAUGAAAAGGACAAGUUCGCCGAAAUGAUCCAGCAACUAAAAGAUGCGGGCGCCAACCUUGCCAUCUGUCAGUGGGGUUUCGAUGACGAGGCCAACCACUUGCUUCUGCAGAACAAUCUGCCGGCCGUGAGAUGGGUUGGCGGACCCGAGAUUGAGCUGAUCGCGAUUGCAACCAACGGACGGAUUGUUCCACGAUUUGAAGAUCUCACACCGGAGAAACUUGGAACUGCGGGGGUGGUCCGGGAGAUGACGUUCGGUACGACGAGAGAGAAGAUGCUGGUGAUCGAGGAAUGUGCGAACAGCCGUGCUGUGACUGUGUUUGUGAGGGGCAGCAACAAGAUGAUUAUUGACGAGGCCAAACGUUCGCUCCACGACGCUCUCUGCGUUGUCCGCAAUCUUGUCCGGGACAACCGGGUUGUGUACGGUGGUGGUGCUGCGGAGAUUGCAUGCUCUAUUGCGGUUGAGGAUGCUGCAGUGAAGAGCCCUGGUAUCGAACAAUACGCCAUGCGGGCCUUCGCCGAUGCUCUGGAUUCGGUGCCCCUGACGCUGGCCGAGAACUCGGGCUUCAGUCCGAUCGAGACGCUUGCGGCGAUUAAGUCACGGCAAGUGAAGGAGAAGAAUCCGAGACUGGGUGUGGACUGCAUGGGAACUGGCAAUAACGAUAUGAGAGAGCACUUUGUGAUCGACCCUCUUAUUGGCAAGCGUCAGCAGCUGCUGCUGGCUACUCAGCUGUGCCGGAUGGUUUUGAAGUUAGAAAAUCGUCGCAACCAAUUCGCAUUUUCUGCCAAAUGUCAAUCUAUUGCUCUCCGUAGUCCGUACUACGAAUGGAACAGUGGAAUAGUGAGCCUUGACUUGAUUGACAAAUUUACUUUCCUCCUUUCUCUCCGUACUCGACACCGUACUCCGUACCAAGUCUACGGUCUAGCAACCCCUGAAAAUAGCCCAGCCCCUUGGGCACCUGGUACCUGGUACCUGGUUACCAGGGCACCGUAUUACCUCCUAUCUACGGACCGCUCCGUGAUCAGGGGUAGAUUACUAGAUAGAUCUGUUCCAGGAGGCUGCCCAUCCUUAAGGCUACGGGAUACCUUCUCGGUCCAUGAUCCAUCGAUCCUUCAAUCUUUCGUUCGGGUCGAAUGUAUGGUACCACACUUGUAG
Rasamsonia emersonii CBS 393.64 is the source of this 1287-nucleotide messenger RNA. RefSeq lists its product as uncharacterized. Gene Ontology annotation, biological process: protein folding. The record is from RefSeq and is a predicted model, not a curated record. The transcript is spliced from 10 exons. Gene Ontology annotation, cellular component: chaperonin-containing T-complex. The annotation marks the transcript as partial. Gene Ontology annotation, molecular function: ATP binding; ATP-dependent protein folding chaperone. NCBI's taxonomy places the organism in Eukaryota, Fungi, Ascomycota, Eurotiomycetes, Eurotiales, Trichocomaceae.